Molecule: messenger RNA, 2988 nt
Organism: Ceraceosorus bombacis
Lineage: Eukaryota; Fungi; Basidiomycota; Exobasidiomycetes; Ceraceosorales; Ceraceosoraceae
Source: the annotation of a GenBank genome assembly
AUGUCGCUGUUAUCAUCUCCUCGCUCGUCGACGGGCUCUGACCAGGAGCUAAGGUCCGACUCAGCCAGCUCAGGCUCGGACUCGGAGCUGAGAUCUGUUUCUGGCAUCAGCACAGGUGCUACGACGCCUGGUACCACUCCUGGUUCCUCCAACGCUGGCUCCAUCGACGCCCUCAAGAGUACCGAGCUCAUACAGGAGAACACACCCAGCCCAUCUUCCCUCCAAGCGGAGCUUGAUCGCGAAAGCGUGUAUGGCGAGCACCUGCCACCCGUGCCAAAGACCGACGACGUCAAGCCGCUGUCUAUCGAUAAUGGGACACCAGAUGCUUGGGUUGCUCGCCACGAACGCCUCAUUCGGCUCACGGGAAAGCAUCCUCUCAAUGUCGAGCCACCGCUUGUCGACAUUCUCAAGACUGGAUUUCUUACUCCUCAGUCUCUGUUCUACGUUCGCAGUCACGGUGCUGUUCCUUACGUAUCUGAAGGUGAUGCCAAGGACUGGAAGCUGCGCAUACACGGUCUAGUGGAGAAGGAGAUCAACUUUACCAUCGAAGAGCUCAAGGAAAAGUUCGAGACCGUUACGCUACCUGUCACCCUGGUCUGCGCCGGCAACAGGCGCAAGGAACAAAACAUGGUUACCAAGGGUCUUGGUAAGUACUGCCUCCAUGCUGGCUACCAGAUUUUCGCUGCCCAACAGCCAAUCAACUGACCGCACAUUUGGCAUGAUAUGACUUGACCAGGCUUCAAUUGGGGAGCAGCAGGCGUGUCUACAGGGCUCUUCACUGGCGUCUACCUCGCGGACCUCUUGGACUACUGCAAACCCAUUCGACCCGCUGGUGCCUUUCCCUACGACCGCAAAAUGCCAGGCCGAGCUCGACACGUCAUAUUUGAAGGCAUCGACGAGCUGCCGAAGGGUAAAUAUGGUACUUCGCAGCGACUCACUUGGGUCAAAGAUAAAAGCAAAGGUAUGCUCAUCGCCUGGGGCAUGAAUGGUGAACCUUUGAGUCCCGACCACGGCUUUCCGCUACGCUUGAUCGUGCCGGGGCAGAUUGGUGGAAGGAUGGUCAAGUGGCUCAACCGCAUUGAGGUUUCGGAUGAAGAGUCACAGCAUUAUCUGCACUUCUGGGAUAAUAAAGUAUUGCCGACACAGGUCACAGCAGAUCAGGCUAGAAGUGAAGAACACUGGUGGAAGGAUCCGAAGUAUAUCAUCAACGACUUGAACGUCAACGCUGCAGCUCUGACUCCUGAUCACAACUCCACACUCGAUAUCAGUCAUGCUGGACCAUCUUCUUAUCGCAUCUGCGGAUAUGCUUACACAGGCGGCGGCAAAAGGAUUCAUCGUGUCGAGGUCUCUUUGGAUGACGGCAAAUCUUGGGAGCUUUCGCAGAUCGACGUGCCAGAAGACAAAUACCGCGUCGCUCCCAUUCGCAACCACCCAUUCUUUGGCACGCUGGACCUCACCGAAACAGAGAUGAGCUUCGCCUGGUGCUUCUGGGAAUUGAACGUUGACACCUCAAGGCUCAAGGAGUCUUCCGUCAUCUCAAUUCGCGCCACCGACGAAGGCUUGGCUGCUAUGCCUCGAGAUAUGUACUGGAAUGCUACCUCGAUGAUGAACAACUGGUGGUUCAGAGUCGCCAUUCAUCGGGAUGAUGACAGGCAACAGCUUCGUUUCGAGCAUCCAACCCUAGCAGGCAACGCCCCCGGCGGAUGGAUGCAGAGGAUGAACGAUAAAGGAGCCAACCCUCGUUAUCCGCAAUUCGGGGCUGACGCCGCGCAGUCCAACGAGGGAUCAACUCAAAAGGUCGUGCCCGCUAAAAUUGACAUUGAAGAGGUCAUGACGCAUGUCGAUAAGCGUAUGACCGUGGUGACCAAAGCUCAAGUUGCCGAGCACGCAAACGAGACGUCGCCCUGGUUCGUGGUUGGCGAUCAUGUCUACGACGGCACGGCUUUCCUCGAGAAGCAUCCAGGCGGUUCAGAGAGCAUCACGCUUGUAGCCGGCGAAGAUGCUACCGAAGAUUUCAUGGCCAUUCAUUCGAUGGACGCGAAGAAACAAAUGCGCGACUACCACAUCGGAAGAAUCGAGGCGGGUGGCUUAGUCAAGACUGAAGGACCGAUAGAGGACGAUCCAACGGCGCCAUUCCUGAACGCCAAGCAGUGGAAAAAGUCUGUGCUUGUGGAGAAGGACGUCAUCUCUCACGACUCUGCGAUCUACCACUUCGCCAUGGAUCGACCUGAUCAGCGCGUCGGCUUGCCGACCGGCCAGCAUGUCUACCUGCGUCUGCGGGACAAGGAUGGACAAAUCGUGCGAGGCAGCGCCGCCGAGGGAGAAUUGGUGCAGCGCGCAUACACACCUUUCUCUAGCGAUGAUCUUCAAGGCUCACUGCAGAUUUUGAUCAAGACGUACAAACCAUCUCCGGAUGGCAAGACUCCUGGGGGCCGCUUCACCACACUUCUAGAACAGAUGAUCCCCGGAGAAGAUACCAUAGAGAUGAAAGGUCCGCUAGGUCAUCUGAAGUACCAACCCGGGGGCGUUAUUCAGCUGCAUGGUCACGAGCACCAUCAUUUGAAGCGUGUGGCCAUGAUUGCCGGAGGCAGCGGCAUUACACCCAUCUGGAGCACACUCAAAGCCUUGCUCAGCGAUCCUGAUGCUGCGCACGUUGAGAUAGCCAUCCUUGAUGCGAAUCGCAUGGAAGCGGACAUCCUAGCCAGAGUACAUCUGGACAAAGCUCUUGCAGCCAGCGGCAGAACCAAUGUCAGACUCUGGCAUGUGCUCAGCGACCCCAACGUCUCGCCGGAAUGGAAGAUGGGCAAGGGUAGAUUGACGAAGGAGCUACUCGAGCAGCACCUCUUUCCACCACCACCUGCAGACAUCAGCGCAGACAAGCUGGACGACACUCUUGUUCUUCUCUGCGGACCUCCGCCAAUGGAAGCCGCUGUCGUCGAUCACCUCAAGGCGAUUGGCUGGCCAGCGCGGACCAUCGUACAAUUCUGA